CGCCGCCCGCUCCUAUGGGGUCUUUUGCAAGGGGCUGACCCGCACGCUGCUCAUCUUCUUCGACCUGGCCUGGCGGCUGCGCAUCAACUUCCCCUACCUCUACAUCGUGGCUUCCAUGAUGCUCAACGUCCGCCUGCAGGUUCAUAUUGAGAUCCAUUGAAGGCCUUCUGCUGACUGACAAAGGCAGGUCAUCAGGCUACCACACCAGAAAACACGCAGCAUGAGGGACAGAGUGGGGGCUCUGGGCACCUGCCCCGGGAAGGUGAAGGGGGCAGGAGGGGACUCAGACAAGUUGCCGUGUGGACUUGAAGGAGCACAGGGGGAGAGCCCUUGCCCGUCCUCCCAGAUGCACAUGCCUGUGGAUGACGUAGAUGGAACUUCACAAAAUGAGGAGUUGUCAACAGAAGUGAAAAAUGCUCUGAGUGAGGUCAGCCUCUCGCUUCACAGUGGCAACAAAGCUCUUCCGUGUUUGAAAGAAUCAUUAAGAAGAAGUUCAGCUCCCGCGGCGGCCCAGAGCAAGACUGUGGAUCUGUCCUGUGCUCCUGCGGGAGAGCAUUGUGCUGGGGUGUCGUGUUGGGGUGGGGGAGCUCUGGCGAGGGGCUGGCCGGGAGGAGGGCCCAGGGCCAGCGACAGCCACAGAGGAUGGUGCCACAAAGGAGAGCCUUGGGGGCCAGGACUACCGUGCCUUCAGAAACGGUCAGAAGUGGGGAUUUCUGAGGAGGACCUGCCAAGUGCUCUUCUAGAGGGGCGAGGCUCCGAGUCGGAACUGUCUUGCCUGCAUCUCGUCCGGUCGACACUGCUGAGCGCACGCCCCGAAGUACUCCUGACUGAUGAGACAGAAUGUGUUUUCCUUGGCUGUUCAAAGCCCGCGUUUUCAGAGCAAACAGAAUACAAGAAGACGCUCUCACGUGUACGAAGUCCCUCAGCCGAUCUGCAGACAACACGAGGGUUGCUGGCUCUACCAGCUUUGGAGGUAGCGAAUCCGUUUGGCCGUAGUUAAGGUGCGAGCACAACAAUAAAAGUAGUGAGAUUAAUUUUAAAAGCUGUCUUAGAAUGAUUUCUUCGACACUGGUCUGGAUGCCUGUUACGGGGCAGUGAGGUUCCUGCCUCAGUUGGUGUGAGCAAAGGAAGUGGAAUUGAAAGUCCUGGGAAGUUGUUGAUGCGGGAGGAGAUUUUUGAUCCUGCUUUAAAUUGUGCUCAAAACACAUUGAGUAUUGGGCUGCCACUUCAAGGAGAACAUUAAUACAUCCCGUAUCAAUAUCAGGUUAGAACGUGAAGACUUAACAGAAUUCUUUAUGGAUCUUCAGCACUCAUUGCCAAGGGCUACUGCCCCAGGUACUGUGUCCCCAGGCCGUCUGCUCGGCUGCUGUUUGUACAAGCCAGCCCCUCCGUAGUUGACAGCUGUCCCCGUUUCCGCAUUCUGUAGAAUAAUUUUGGGCUGCAGCACAAUUUGACUUCUAUCCUCACGUCUCCUCUCCUUCCACUGGAAACGCCAUUUAAAUGGAGGCCCUACAGUGAACGUUGCAAUAUUAAAUGUACUUUUAGUAUAGUCCUUUCUCAAACUGGGAGCCCUACCAGUGUCGCCUAAAAUAAAAGCAAGCUUGGGACUUGUCUGCUGCAGUUCAGCUGGGGAGAGAAGGACCUAGUGUUUUCCUUACAAGAAGGUUCCAGUUCCUAGGAGUGGAGGUAUCUCUUAUACUAACGUUUUUUCUGAGGUAACGCCUCUGGUUGUUGAUAACUUCGAUAAAGGUCACUUCAGAGCGUGGAGUUUUUAAGGAGUCCCAAAGUGAGACUUCACCGUUUUCGGGGCUAUCAAUUGCCUGUAUCCGUUUGUGUGCUGUUUCAGUGUUUUGGGAAAGUGAAAAAUGAAAACUUGUUACUUAGCAUAAUAAAUGUCUUAUUUUAAGUGUGUAUA
Molecule: messenger RNA, 1915 nt
Organism: Acinonyx jubatus (cheetah)
Lineage: Eukaryota; Metazoa; Chordata; Mammalia; Carnivora; Felidae
Gene: FAM220A
Product: family with sequence similarity 220 member A
Exons: 2
Coding region: 221-1000 (259 amino acids)
Biological process (GO): negative regulation of transcription by RNA polymerase II; protein dephosphorylation
Cellular component (GO): nucleus
Molecular function (GO): STAT family protein binding
Source: RefSeq, a predicted model, not a curated record